AUGUCGGCUGGGUGGACCACUUACUCGGUGAGCCACACUGGGGAUGAGGACGGUCUUCUCUCUACUAGUGAAGAUGUACCCGCCUGCGCGUCUUGCAAGAAGCGAAAACUACGCUGUUCCCGGGAAACACCAACGUGUUCGCAUUGUAUGAGGCUCUCAACCGAGUGCGUGUACCAGCCCAAGCAGAAGCCUGGUCUGAAACCGGGGGCCGUGGAGGCGUUGACUCGCCGCGUGGCAUUCCUCGAAAAUAUACUACUGGACAAUGCUGGAAACGUUCGACCACAGUACCAUGCUGAUGAAGUAGCGCAUAACGGUCAUGGUCUCCUUCACGAGAACGGCGGGACGGCAGUUGCUCUCCAGGCCCAAGAAAACGUCCGUCACACUGAGGUUCCUAUUGGCCAUCGCCGCCAUGCGAGUGAUACAUCAAAAAAUGAUAAUGAAUUUCACGAAGAAGACAGAUCCGCUACGAAUCCAUUGAAGCGGAAACUCAAUCAACCCCUUGUCGAAACCUGGCUCUUCACCCUUCAACAAAUCGACAUUGCCCAGCACUUGCCGUCUCAGCUUCUCCUCGAAAAGGUUGCGGAUUUCUUCUGCAUCUCGUUCCAUCACUGGAUUCCUUAUAUCCACAAGCAGAGGCUUCAGACACGCGUCCGCGAAGGCUCUAGAGAUGCUGGCCUGGAUUUGGUCCUUCAUGCCUUGGUAGCCGUUUCGUUACGGCACAUGGAUCCUAUGGAGCUCUUCAUGGACACCGAUCAGAUUCUUCAACAGACAAGAAUUUCACGCUUGAUCGUGGAGAUGCACUCGAUACGUAGUGUGUCGGUUGAGAGCUUACAGGCACUUAUCUUUGUUGUGUUUGAUUAUCUCAACGAUGGCCAGACUCAAAAAGCCUGGCCACUGAUAGGUUCACUUACGAGGACGAUUGAUUACUUGCAAUUAACUACUGAGCCUACCACGUCGCAUUCGGGCUCUCUCAUGACGCCUGUGCGUCUUGUACCGCCUUCGAGUGACUGGACAGAACUAGAAGAGCGUCGAAGGCUCUUUUGGAUUAUUUUCCUGCUCGAUCGUUUCUGCUCUGUAUCCACCGGUUGGAAUACUAGCCUUACAGCUGAUGACGUUCACAGAAGACUGCCUGCAGAUGGGGGUUACUUUACCCGGGAGGAACCUGUGACCACGCCAUACUUCGGCAUCUGGAACAAGGCAGCCGCUCGAAUUGGACGAUCACUAGCAAAUUUACCUGCUCAAUACAAUGAAGAAGAUCCAGCGGUGGAACAGCCGCAAGGCGCUAGUCCAAAUUCUGCAAACGGCUAUAUCGAUGCCUCCAAACUAGGCGCAUUUGCUUACUGCGUCGAGGCAACAGAGUCGCUCAGCCAAGUGACAACCUUUUUCCUGCAACAGAGGAUAAACUGGCAAGACAAAGAGCAUGCAGUUAGCUGGCUGACGCGCUUCAAGGAAUUGGAUCUGAGGCUGGUGCAGUGGAAGCUGUUCCUUCCUCCAAGAUGGAAGGAUUCGAAUAUUUCAUCGGAUAGAGCUGUUGUCGAUAUGGAUCCAAAUCUCACGCUUGCACACAUCACCCAUAACACAUCGAUGAUACUACUACACCACCCGGUUGCGUACCCUCCGAAAAGCUGGAACGACUACGUCGCGUUACCAAAGGACUGCAGCGCCCAAACCUGCGAACUUGCCGCUGUGGAAACUUCAAACAUUGUGGACAAGUUCCUUGCACAUAGUCCCAUCCCAUUCGUCAAUGUGCAAUUUUCGUUUUGCGCGUUUGUUGCUGCUAAAGCCUUACUUUUCGAACACCAAGCCAAGCAUCAACCUCUCCGACCGGAAUUCGAACGCUUGACUCGUGACCUAUGGGAAAUGUCAAAGAGAUGGAAAGGAAAGACCCAGAGCAUUGGCGAUGAUCCUUCAAAUCUAAGAACUUGCAAUCAAGCUGGCAUGUAUGCUCAUCACCUCGAGCGACUCCGUGAAGCUUGUCAACACGAUGCACAGUUCAAGAUUGACUUCUACGACUACUCUGGGCUAACUAUAGAACACAAGAAAUAUGCAAGUCCUAGAUAUACGGCCACACCACACCACUGUCUUGAAAACCUUGCAGACAGCCAUUCUCUCAUGACGAGCCGUGCGCGCCAAAAUAGCUUCAGGAGCUCCCAAUCAGCGCUCAGCCCAAGACAAAUACCGCCCACUACUACGACUGGCUCCGCGGCCGUACCGUCUACAGCAAGACACGAUCAGCUUCACAACUGUCCACCACUAAAUCAGACUUUGUCUCCAAUCGGAGUAUGUUCAACUUAUCCAGCAUCGGAAGCAGCGGCUGGCCACACCGGUCAUGGGCAGCGCCUCUAUCAAGUUGAUGCAAAUCCCGCGUCGAGGCCUGUUCCACGCCACAAUCCUUUCCACACAGCCAUUGAAACUCAAAGCCUUCAAGAUCAAUCCCUGCUUAAUCUUUCCGAUGCAUUCAUGGAUUCAGACUUUCUGGACAUGGAUCGAGUUAUCACUUUUGAGGAUGCAAAUUUCAUAUUACCCGGAGACGCAUUUAGAUGGCAGUGA
Messenger RNA from Cucurbitaria berberidis CBS 394.84, 2550 nucleotides. RefSeq lists its product as uncharacterized. Gene Ontology annotation, biological process: DNA-templated transcription; regulation of DNA-templated transcription. Gene Ontology annotation, molecular function: DNA-binding transcription factor activity, RNA polymerase II-specific; zinc ion binding; DNA binding. Bases 1 to 2550 code for a protein of 849 amino acids. The transcript is spliced from 4 exons. The record is from RefSeq and is a predicted model, not a curated record. Gene Ontology annotation, cellular component: nucleus. NCBI's taxonomy places the organism in Eukaryota, Fungi, Ascomycota, Dothideomycetes, Pleosporales, Cucurbitariaceae.